Molecule: messenger RNA, 1954 nt
Organism: Musa acuminata AAA Group (dessert banana)
Lineage: Eukaryota; Viridiplantae; Streptophyta; Magnoliopsida; Zingiberales; Musaceae
Exons: 3
Coding region: 1022-1660 (212 amino acids)
Source: RefSeq, a predicted model, not a curated record
UAUCACUCUUUAUUUAUGUCUUAAAGAAACUAAAUUGGGCAGAAACUAAGUGCCUAUCAAUGCGAACAAAAGUGAAGCAAAGUCGAACAAGGUUCGAGCUUUUCUCAAUUUCCUUCCCUGGUAAGACGCGGACCGUCUCAAUGAGCUUCUCCGAGUCAGCGAACUAGGGCCGCACCUUGACAGCCUGAAGAGGAAGAAAGGCAGGCUAAAUGGUCGACAAGCUUCCGGGUGAUGAGCCACUCGUUCACUCCUGCCCGCUCGCCUGCUCGAACACGAUGUUGGGGACCCUCCGGCCUUCCUCUUAUUGGCCGCAUCGUUCUUUCCAGCCGCAGCCCGAGGAUCCGCAAUGGCCGUCUCCACGUGCUUCGAGUCGUGGUACGAAAUCCUCCAGGUACUCGUCGAGAUGGUCCAGCGCCUCCUCCUAUGGGGUAAUCGCCGCCACUGCCGAAUGCGAGAAGGGGCGAUGGUGGAGGAGGCUGAGCCUUAGGGUUUCGUGCAAGCGGCGGAGAAACAACUUGCCCGCCUUGGGAUUAUGGAGAUCGGUAGAGCCGAUACGGAAGGCGGCGAGGAAAGCGUUGGCUUUUGGAGGGAGGGAAUGCAACCGCGAGCUUUUCCUAUUGACGUUGCUUCUUGGCCGUUUGAUCUCCAUCAUGGUGGUGAGAUCAAACCAUCAAGAUGCUGCGCUUCUUCGAAGGUAAAAUUGCAGUGUCCCAACCAGAUGGUGGAGGGUAAUCCAUAUAAAGACGAGAGCAGCCCAAUCCAGACGACCGUGGAAUAGCAGGAAAUCACAGACGCCGAGGACGCGUCUCUACGAUCCGUCGAUUGUUUUGGUUCUUGUUCUUAAUCGACAGGCACAAUCUCUCUAUCGAUUCUUUUGUCCUUGUGGUUCUUGUUCUUUGCUCCUCCUUGGCGUUCGGGUUUGGAUUUGGAUUUGCGUAGGAGAAACAGGUCGGGGUAUCGUGAAGGAUAGGGUUUCGUUUCCCUCUUUGGUCGAUAUCUGUCUUGCCCCUUGGUUCUAUUGAUGGCGAGGAAGCGGAAAUCGGAGGCGAUGGGGCUCGAUGAGGCGGAUCGAACGCUGUACUCCACCUUCUGCGCCGCCGCCAAUUCGCUGUCGCAGGUUUACACACAGGCCAUGAACCAGCAGAAGAUCUCCUUCCAGGCUGGCGAGCACCAUGCGCUGGAGAAACUUUAUCAAUGGAUUGUGAGAAACCACGAGGAAGGGUCAAGGGUUACCAUAGCUGAUAUAGUUACACAUAUUCAGAAUGAGAUGGAUUAUGCCGGAGAAGGUUCAUUAGUCUCCCCCAGGUCACCAUUCCAACAUCAGCACCACCAAACAACAAUUCACUUAACAAACUCAGGCAUCCAACCUGCAUCUGGUUUGUUCGGACAGCCAACAGUCGGACUUGCCUCUCGAAGCGGUCACUCUGAUCAAGCAAAGAACUCGGUUUUCUCAAAUGCUCUUUCCAGCCCAGUGUGCAGAAUCCUUCAGCCAUAUCACCUUGCUCAGGGGAGUGGACUUUAUGCAAAUACUGUCAUACCAACUGGAACUGCAGGAGCAAGGAACCAUGAUCCAAAUCAAAACCGGGAUACUAAUUCUCUCAGUUCCAAUGAUUCAUCUAUGGAUAUUCACACAGAUAGCCCGCCUCAUGAAGCAUAUUGACAAAUCUGCCUGCUUUACGUUUGUAUAUAGUUCAAGAACCUUAACUAAUGAAGCCUCAAAUCUCAGCUCUGCCACUUAAAGAGUUAGGUGGAUAUCAGAAAGGCUAGAAGAAAAGGUUUGAACCAAAACUUUCUUAUCAACUCAUGCUAAGUGAUGCAUGUGGUAACUCAUGUAAGCCAUAAUUAGUGUGUGCUUUAAUUUUCUUGUCAGUGUUGAAUGUCUCAUCUAAGUGCUCUUACUGCAUUAUGGACAAAUAUUUAUAGUCUAUGUGAUAUAACUUUUUGUAUCCCGUAA